AUGGCUUUUCGGCUGGUGCUCAUCACGCCGCCGGAGGCCGCCACACCGCGCGAGCUGGAGCUGGCCACAAGCCUGUUCAAGCGGGGGCUGUGCACCCUGCACCUGCGCAAGCCUAGUUGCGACCGCGAGCAGGUGGCGCAAUACCUGGCAGCGCUACCGCCCGAUGCCCGCCGCCGCACUGUGCUGCACCAACACCACGACCUGGCAAAGCAGUCUAGCAUCGGCGGCAUACACUACCGGGAGGCAGAGCGGCCGCCGGGCGUCAUAAAGGCGCCGCCGGGGCUGUCAGUGUCCACCUCCUUUCACACGCUCCCCGACCUGGGCGUGUGCCGCGGCGAGGUGGACUACUGCUUCCUGUCCCCCAUCUACGCAUCCAUCUCCAAGCCAGGCUAUGGGGAGGCGGCGUUCCCAGACCCAGGCGAGCUGGCAGGUGGCCUGGCGGGCAGCCGGUACCCUGUGCUGGCGCUAGGAGGGGUGACACGCGACAAGUUUGGCGAGCUGGCGGAGCUGGGGUUUGCGGGGGCGGCGCUGCUGGGAGCGGUGUGGGCAGCGGAGGACCCGCUGGCAGCCUGGGAGGCGGCGGUGGCAGAAGCCGCGCGGCUGGGAUGA
Messenger RNA from Chlorella variabilis, 609 nucleotides. RefSeq lists its product as hypothetical. The record is from RefSeq and is a predicted model, not a curated record. The coding region runs from base 1 to 609 and encodes 202 amino acids. Lineage: Eukaryota; Viridiplantae; Chlorophyta; Trebouxiophyceae; Chlorellales; Chlorellaceae. Gene Ontology annotation, molecular function: thiamine-phosphate diphosphorylase activity. Gene Ontology annotation, biological process: thiamine biosynthetic process. Gene Ontology annotation, cellular component: cytoplasm. The transcript has 2 exons.